AUGAGCUCUGCCAAGCCGCCCAAGUCCUGGCAGGAGGCCCGAGACGCAAAGAGGGCGGAACAGCUGUUGCGCAUCCCGGUGGAAUGGAGGCUGAGCGAAGCCAAUCGGCCGGCGGCGGACACAUCGGACCUGCGGCCGGCGGCAGCGUCGUCGGGGAUCCUGAGCGAGCGUGAGCUAGCAAUCACUGGCGACGGGCACGACGCGACGUCGCUGGUUGCGGCGAUUGCACAGGGCACGUACACGGCGACGGAAACGGUGACAGCAUUCUGCAAGCGGGCAGCCAUCAGCCAGCAGCUGUGCCGGUCGCUGACGGAGAUCUGCUUUGCCGAGGCGCUGGCCAAGGCGGCGAAGCUGGACGCGCACUUCCAGGCGACCGGCCAGACGGUCGGGCCGCUGCACGGGCUCGCCAUGACGUUCAAGGAGUGCUUCCACAUCGAGGGCUUCGAUGCCUGCAACGGCUACGUGGCACGCAUCGGUGAGCCGUCGACGACGACGACGCCCAUCAUCCGGCUGGCCGAGCAGGCCGGGGCGGUGCUGAUCGCCAAGACCAACGUGCCGCAGACGAUGCUGGUGGCCGAGUGCGACAACAACGUGUUUGGCCAGACGCGGAACCCGGUCGUGAGCCAGCUCUCGAGCGGUGGCAGCAGCGGCGGCGAGGGCUCGCUGUCGGCCUUUCGGGGAAACGCCUUUGGCGUCGGCACCGACGUCGCUGGGUCCAUCCGACUGCCAGCUGCCUUCAAUGGCGUGUACGGCUACAAGCCAUCAGUAGGGAUCCUCCCGUUCAUCGGAUAUGCAGCGUCGGGAUGGACGGGCGUGAACACGGGCGUACCGGCAGUGCUGGGCCCCAUUGGCCGCUCCGUCCGCGACCUGGCCCUGUUUACGGACACGAUCCGCGCGCGAAAGCCCUGGACGAUCGACCCGGCCAUCAUUCCCGGCGUCAUGGAGCAGCCGGCACCUACAAAGAAACCGGUGGUGGGGAUCUUGUACGAGUCGGGCCUCACGCCACAUCCACCGGUGCAACGAGCGAUCCGCGAGGCCCAGACCAAGUUGGAAGCAGCCGGAUUUGAAACCAGGGAUUUUACACCGAUGUGUCCUGACUUCAAGGAGAUGCGCGACAUCUCGGCCGACCUCUUGACCGUCGACGGACUCUCGUACCAGCGGCAGAAGCUGGCCGAGUCUGGCGAGCCGGCCGUUCCGUCGGUGGCCGGCUUCGGCUACUGGGACCUGAAGCGGAAGACGCACGAGCAAAUGUGGGCGCUCAACACGCGCAAGGGCGAGCUGCAGAAGCAGAUGCUGGACGCCUGGCAAGCCGCGGGCAUCGACAUGCUGAUCGCCCCGGCCGCACCGCACGUCGCCAUCCCGCCACCCCACAUGACAUCGGAGCUGUAUACGGUGGCCUGGAACGUCGUAGAUUACCCAGCCAUCAUUAUACCGUUCGCCACAGUGGACCCUGCCUUGGACAAGAGGGACGGCGAGUUCAAGCCCAAGAACGAGCUGGAUGCAGAGAUUGCAGCUUAUUUCGACCCGGAGCUCAUGGCCGGUGCUCCCGUGUCGCUGCAGCUUGUCGGCAUGCGGCUCCACGACCGCGCGCUACUUGCACACGCAGAGAUGAUCGACGGAGUUCUUAACGAAGCCAAGAAAUAG
Molecule: messenger RNA, 1644 nt
Organism: Grosmannia clavigera kw1407
Lineage: Eukaryota; Fungi; Ascomycota; Sordariomycetes; Ophiostomatales; Ophiostomataceae
Product: amidase
Exons: 4
Coding region: 1-1644 (547 amino acids)
Source: RefSeq, a predicted model, not a curated record